Anopheles moucheti is the source of this 3989-nucleotide messenger RNA. It is a transcript of the gene RapGAP1, whose product is annotated as rap1 GTPase-activating protein 1. The record is from RefSeq and is a predicted model, not a curated record. Gene Ontology annotation, molecular function: GTPase activator activity. Gene Ontology annotation, cellular component: cytoplasm. Gene Ontology annotation, biological process: activation of GTPase activity; regulation of small GTPase mediated signal transduction. The transcript has 7 exons. NCBI's taxonomy places the organism in Eukaryota, Metazoa, Arthropoda, Insecta, Diptera, Culicidae. The coding region runs from base 313 to 3405 and encodes 1030 amino acids.
UUUGUUCAUCUCCCCAGGCACGUGUGCGUCUGUAUGUGUUUGUUAGUAUCGAUGUGUAUGUAUGUGUACCCCCAAUGGGGGAGAGAAAAAAAAUCGAAGAGUGGUGUGAAAAAAGUGUGAAAAAUCAAUUCAGAGCUGAUUAUUGAAUGGUAGUGUCAAUGUGAAAACGAGCCGUAGCAUCGUUAAAUCUUUAAAGCCUCAAAAUACUUCAGAUGAUCGAUUGAGGUGAUCGCACGUCUCUAGUUAGAAAAAAGGAAGAUCCCGUUGUUGUCUAGGAGGCAAAGUCUGUGAAGAAAAAUUCACGCUGUGAAAAUGUUGAAAAUUCAAAUGCUCGAACAGAUCGUGACGAACGAGAACGUAAUCGACGAUGACGAUCAGCAGCGGCACGGUGGGAAUGGUGCGGGCAGGGGUGGUGGCGGUGCCGGUGCCCUGUCACCUGGUGGACCGCUAGCAGCCAGUUCCACACCCGGCAGUGCCAAUCUCAGCCCGAUCGGCACCAAAAGCUCACCGGACCGUGGUGGUUCCGGACCGGACGAUGAAACGCGCAGUCUUAAUCGUAGCGCACGCUUAUCACCACAAGGGCGUCAACAUAUGGGCGGGUGGACAACGGCAGCGGCAAACGCGAAACAGAAUGGUCUGUCCGCGGCGUCGAACGCUCCGAGCAGCAAGAGCGCCACCACGAGCCCGGAUCGGUUGCGCGGUGCAACGCACGAUCUGUUCGAACUGCUCGAACGCGUCCAAUGCUCGCGCCUGGACGAUCAGCGCUGCGUUCUACCAUCGUACUUCACACAGGUGCGUACCGUGAGCACGGGCACAAAAACUCGAAUGGUUUGCAUUAACACACGGAGUGCCGAUGAACGAAUCGCGAACCCGCACAGCGCGAAUGAGUCGACAAACAACCUUACCGUACAAAUACCCCAGUCGAUGGGUGGCGGCAACACGCGAUCGCUACUGCGCCACUCGAACAGCAUGUCGUCGAAUCCGCACUCGACCUCCAACUCGACACCGGCCUCGCCGCACCUGCUGUCCAACAGCUCCAGCGUCCAUCUGCAUCACAGCAACGGUGUCGGGAGUCUGCACCACCACCAGCAACAGCAUCCACAGUAUCAGUCGCAAUCGUCGGUGAGCUCGCAGUCGUCCUCGAUCAUUUCGACCGUGCCGCCGGUCCAGCGGCUGCUGGAGGAUGCGCUCAGCAAACCGGCACCCCAUCCGAUGAUCGUCGUGCCGAACAGUGGCGGAUACUGGGUGGACGGUACGGAUCAUGACGCGUCGUACGAGGUGCCCGCCCACACGACCUGGCGCGUGGGAAAGAUCGAAUCGGACGACACGGCCAAAUGCUACCGACGGUUCUUUAUCUCGCGCGAGCACUCCAACCUGGUCGGGCAUGACGAUCAGCUCGGUCCGGUGCUGCUGUCCAUCAAGUCGGAGAACGUCGCCAGCCAGGAACACAUCCGGAUACUGUUGCGGCUGCGUACCGGCACGAUGCAUGAGCUGAUACCGGCGUCCUGUCUCGGCAGUAGCCCGUCCCCGAUCAAGAUGGCACGGCUGCUGAACGAACAGAUCAACGUGGAUACGUUCAUGCCGGUGCUGUGCCCGAAAGCGUCCGCGCUGAUUGCCAGCUACGACGAGCAUGUGCUGGUGACGAACUUUAAGUUCGGUGUGCUGUACCAGCGCUUCGGUCAGACGACGGAGGAGGAGCUGUUCUGUAACAGCGAAACGACAUCGGCCUUUGAUGAGUUCCUGGACGUGCUUGGUCAGCGCAUUAGGCUCCGCGAUCACAAGGGUUACCGCGGUGGACUGGACAUCCAGAACGGGCACACCGGCGAUACGGCGGUGUACGAUGUGUUUAAGGAGCGUGAGAUCAUGUUCCACGUCUCGACCUUGCUGCCGUACACCGAGGCCGAUCCGCAGCAGCUACAACGCAAGCGACACAUCGGCAACGAUAUCGUGGCGAUCGUGUUCCAGGAGGAGAACACACCCUUCUCACCGGCCAUGAUUGCGAGCCACUUCCUGCACGCGUUCAUCGUGGUGCAGCCGAUCGAACCAAACACGCCGAACUGUCGGUACAAGAUAUCGGUGACCGCGCGCGAUGAUGUGCCGUUCUUUGGUCCAACGCUACCACAACCGUCCGUUUUCAAGAAGGGUCCAGAGCUGAAGGAGUUUCUCCUUACGAAGCUGAUCAACGCGGAGAACGCCUGCUACAAGGCGGACAAGUUUGCGCAGCUUGAGUUGCGCACGCGGUCCUCGCUGCUGCAGAACCUCGUCGAUGAGCUGAAGGAGAAGACGCGCGAUUUUCUCGGCGCGGACAUGGUUGGUGGUGCGAGCGGAGUGCCCACAUCUCCAACACCGGAGACACCCAAGUCGGAGGGUGGGUUUACUGGAUCUCGCUUUAUCGACACGGUUAAGAAGGCGCUGAACGCGAGGUUACGCUCGCAAAAUUCGGACCCCACCAACAACGGUAGCGGUGCGAGCAGUGUCGACACCACCAGCAAGCAUCACAAUUCCAUGAAGAAGUCCAAGGACGGUACCAGCCUCGUGUCGGAUAUGCCAUGCGGUCCGGGAGGAGCGGUCAAUAUUGGACGAUCACUGUCAAAGAGCAGUACUACUGGAUCGCGCAAAUCACCCAACGAUUCGGUUGCAUCCUCGCCGGACAUCACCUCCCGAUGCUCCCUCAAUCCUACGCUCACCAACAACAACAAUAGUAACGCUCCAAACAACAACAACAACAACACGAUCGGAAAGACCCACUCGAACGGUAACACGAACAGCAAUGGUACUGCCAAUGCCGGUGGCAACAACAACAAUGGCCCGGUAGCCAUGUCCGAAACCAGUGACGAUUCAAGCCUAAACAGUGUUGAUCUCGAUCCGAUGGUUUUUCUCCCAACGGUAGAUGCUGGUGCCACGUACAUCGAUAGUGACACGGGUCUUGAAUCCAUGUCAUCGGCGGAUGCCACCACCAAGGCCUGCUCGCUCUGCCUCGACGGUACGGGUUCCACGAACGGUGGUGGUAGUGUCGUUAGCGUUAGCAUCAGUGGCGCAAGCGUUACGAUCGAUGGCAGCGGAACUACGCGCGAGCUGCGAAACAGUGGUGGCAGUGCGAGCUCCGGCACGGGAUCUACGGCCAGUGCCGGCUGCGGUGGCAUGGUCGGUGGUGUGCAGGGUCCGGGUGUGCUGGCGCAGGAAACGCUCCAGCAGGUGGAAGGCAUGCGGCAAGAGAUAACGCGCCUGAAAUGUGAUAAAUUGGAUCUCCUUCGGCAGAAUGUGACCUGCCAACGUGACAUCAAGCGUCUACGUGAACGUGAAUUAUCGCUACAAGGUGACCUGGCUGCCGCCGGCAAAGAGAUCCUCCGAUUACGCGACCUGCUGAAGGAAUGCUUACCGACCGCAGUGGCCGACCCGAUCUAAACCCAGCCGAAAGAUCGUUGUGCAGCAAAGCGUUCUUCGGUGCAGUUGUUGAUUGUUUUUGUUUGCAAUCAACCAACAGCUACUAAGUUAGUUAGUUGCCCUCCUUACCUUACCGGCGUCUGUACAGUCUUUUUUUUUUGUUUACUACAUUGUUUGUUACUUUCCCCAUGUGGUCUAUGCGUGGCCAGUCUAAAGAAUCGUUCGACAAGCGCUCUCGAAUACACGUUGAUCCGUGUAGUUAUUCGUGCGGCAUUCGUUGGCAUUAUUCAGCAUGAAGAUGGAUGGACGCACAUCGCCCGUCUAACAUCGUUCUAUUUAUUUCAGUCUACUUUUAGAGAACCUUUUAGACGGGAUGCAAUCACCGGAUAGGUGAUAAUAGUUUAGCGACCCCUAACCAAUGAGUUUUGGCAGCAGAACGAAAAAAAGGCAUAAAAGGAAAACAAACGAAAGUAUUUACUUGAUAGUUUCUCAUAAGGUGAACAGUAUGAUGGUUAGACGAAUGGACAGAGUGUCGUUUUCUUAGUACCCCCCCUACUUUCCGCGAGUGUGUGUGUAAAGACUGUUGUAUAUAAAUGAAAACAUUG